Polypterus senegalus (gray bichir) is the source of this 828-nucleotide messenger RNA. RefSeq names its product ATP synthase peripheral stalk subunit OSCP (gene atp5po). Lineage: Eukaryota; Metazoa; Chordata; Cladistia; Polypteriformes; Polypteridae. The transcript is spliced from 7 exons. Gene Ontology annotation, biological process: proton motive force-driven mitochondrial ATP synthesis. Bases 96 to 728 code for a protein of 210 amino acids. Gene Ontology annotation, molecular function: proton-transporting ATP synthase activity, rotational mechanism. The record is from RefSeq and is a predicted model, not a curated record.
CCUUUUCCCAUAAGGCAAGUUAAACUACAGGUUCCAGAAGCUCUCGCGGUUCUUUCCGUUUGUGCGCCCUAGGUAUUGACCUACAGCAGCAGAAGAUGGCGGCGGCCGCUAGUGUAGGGCAGCAGGUGCGCUUCUUUAGCACCACAGUCAUGAAGCCAACUGCCAAGCUAAUCAAGCCUCCAAUUCAGAUUUAUGGUGUGGAGGGCCGCUAUGCCACAGCUCUCUAUUCAGCUGCCUCAAAGCAGAAGAAGUUAGACCAGGUGGAGAAAGAUUUGGGUCAAGUCUCUACAUUACUGAAGGAUCCUAAGGUGUCUGGGAUAGUAAUGAAUCCUCAUAUCAAACGCAGUGUUAAGCAAAAGAGCAUUGGUGACAUUGUGGCAAAAGAAAAACUAUCUCCUAUCACAGUUAACUUCAUUAACCUGUUAGCAGAGAAUGGUCGCCUGAAUAACACUCAAGAGGUAAUUUCAGCCUUUGCCAAGAUGAUGAGUGCUCAUCGAGGGGAAGUAAUCUGCUCUGUCACUACAGCUCAGCCCCUGGAUGAGGUGAACUUAAAUGAACUGAAAAAUGCUUUGAAUGGCUUCCUGCAGAAAGGUGAAACUUUAAAAUUGGAGACCAAGUCUGACCCAACUAUACUUGGUGGAAUGAUCGUUAGUAUUGGAGAUAAAUAUGUUGACAUGUCAACGAAGACCAAGAUUCAGAAGCUGACCAAAAUCAUGAAGGAGACUUAAUGUUGGUGUUUGUUCAAGUCAUCCUCAGGCCAUAAGAGGGGGCUGGUCAAUUUCUUACUGUAUUCUAGAUGUCUGUAAAAUAAAUGGAGAAAUCCCUGUC